This is a messenger RNA of Meleagris gallopavo (turkey), 2244 nucleotides long. Lineage: Eukaryota; Metazoa; Chordata; Aves; Galliformes; Phasianidae. The record is from RefSeq and is a predicted model, not a curated record.
CAGAUAAUUUAUUAUUACAGGUUUUACACUUGUGAUAUGUCCUUUGAUAUCACUUAUGGAAGAUCAGCUCAUGGUUUUGGAACAGCUCGGCAUUUCUGCAACUUUAUUAAAUGCUUCAAGCAGUAAGGAACAUGUGAAGUGGGUUCAUACGCAGAUGCUAGACAGAAAUUCACAACUGAAGCUCCUUUAUGUGACCCCAGAGAAGAUUGCAAAGAGCAAAAUGUUCAUGUCAAAGCUAGAGAAAGCUUAUCAAGCAGGAUGUCUUGCUCGCAUUGCUGUAGAUGAGGUCCACUGUUGCAGUCAGUGGGGCCAUGACUUCAGGCCAGACUACAAAUCCCUUGGUAUCUUGAAAAGACAGUUUCCCCUCGCUCCCUUGAUCGGAUUAACUGCAACUGCUACAAAUCAUGUUUUAAAGGAUGCUCAGAAUAUUUUACAUGUUCAGAAAUGCAUCACCUUUACUGCGUCUUUCAACCGGCCUAAUCUUUACUAUGAGGUUCGGCAUAAACCUUCAAAUAAUGAAGAUUUCAUUGAGGACAUUGUUAAGAUCAUUAAUGGAAGAUACAAAGGGCUCUCAGGAGUGGUGACAGUGACAUGGACAAACCACGUUCUGAAUGACGGCGCACAUUUUUAUGAGUGCGGCAUCCAGGUUCUUGUUCAACACUGGAGAAAAUGCACAGCUGAUGGAAUUGUUUACUGUUUUUCUCAAAAGGACUCUGAGCAAGUUACCAUCAGUUUGCAGAAACUAGGAAUCAAGGCAGGAACUUAUCAUGCAAACAUGGAUGCUAAAUACAAGACCAAAGUUCAUAAAGGAUGGGCAGCAAAUCAAAUUCAGGUUGUAGUGGCAACUGUUGCUUUCGGCAUGGGAAUUGAUAAACCUGAUGUGAGGUUUGUAAUUCAUCAUUCAAUGAGCAAGUCAAUGGAGAAUUACUACCAGGAGAGUGGACGUGCAGGUAGGGAUGACCAAAAAGCUGACUGCAUCUUGUAUUAUGGUUUCGGAGAUAUAUUCAGAAUCAGCUCAAUGGUAGUGAUGGAAAAUGUGGGGCAAGAGAAGCUGUAUGAUAUGGUGUCUUACUGCCAGAAUAUGAACAAGUGCCGCCGGGUGCUCAUAGCCCGUCAUUUUGAUGAAGUAUGGGAGUCUGCAAAUUGCAACAGAAUGUGUGAUAACUGCUGUAGAGAAAACUCACUUGAGCAAAAGGAUAUCACAGAGUACUGCAGGGAUCUAAUCAAGAUACUUGAGCAAGCAGAAAACAUGAGUGAGAAGCUCACUCCACUGAAGUUAAUUGAUGCUUGGUCUGGAAAAGGUUUAUCAAAACUCAGGGUGGCUGAAGUAACUCCCCCAAAGCUCCCUCGAGAGGAACUGGAGAGAAUUAUUGCCCAUUUAUUGCUGCAGCAGUAUCUGAGGGAAGACUUCAGCUUCACAGCAUUUGCUACAAUAUCCUACCUGAAGAUAGGACCAAAAGCGGGUCUGCUGAAAAACGAGGCACACAUCGUCACAAUACAAGGGACAGCCAGCAAGAAAAGCAUUUACAGGAACAAACCAUCUGAGUCUUCAAAUUCAGAAGGAAGCAGUGAAAAUGCUCAGACUGUUUCAAAGACUACCCAAGAUUCAGCAGUGAAGAAGUCACAAGAACGUAAGCGGCACAACUGUGGAACUAACUUAAAAGCAAAGAAGCCUAAGAUUCAAGCAGGGGGAGCUGACCAACCUGUAGUUCUUGACUGAGUAACACAAACUGCAUUUAGGAUCUCAUUAUGUUUACCUCUCCAUGGACAGUCCAGCAUGUAAGCUCAGUUUGUAUUUUAGUAACGGAGUUUUGUAUGUGAUUUUUUUAAAAAAGUAAGUUAAAAAAAGGGAACCAAGUAUCUUUAAAAUCCUCAAAUCUAGCAAAAAUCUUCUGGUCAAGAGAAAAAUGCUUGAUAUCAAAUAACAGGUGUGUAUCUUACAAUACAGCAACAGCUAUAAUACGUAAAUAUUUAUCGUGUUGCCUUUCUUAACUCUUUAGAAAAUGUAGCUCAUAGUAACUACUAUUGUAAAUGUUGCAGAAUCACACAUGUUGGAAGGGGGACUUCCAGCUUGUCCAAUGCAACUUCACUGCUCAAAUUCAGUUCUCUAAGAACAUUGUGCUCUGGGCUACAUCUCACUCGGUUUCAUUUCUCCCCAAGGAUGGAGAUAUCACAACCCUUCUCAGCACUUGUUCUGGUGUUUUACCAGCUCAUAACAACAACAAAUAAAAAACAAAACGGAAA